AUGGCUAAGUCAGUUAAAGAUAAGAAGGUGGAUAAGAAAGUUGCUAGCAAAAAAGAUGCUAAACCAUCCAAAAGUGACAAGAAGGUAGAGAAGAAGAAGAGCAAGAAGGAGGAAAGCUCAUCUGAAGAAGAGGAAGAUGAUGACAGUUCAUCAAGUUCAAGCUCAGAUUCAGAUUCAGAUUCAGAUUCAGACUCAAGCUCAAGCUCAAGCUCAUCAUCAUCUAGUUCAAGUGAAUCCUCAAGUGACGAAUCUUCAUCAGAUGAAGAGGAAGAAGUUAAAGAGGAAAUCAAAAUCACUAAAAAGGAGAAGAGAUCCGAUUCAAGCUCUUCCUCCUCCUCAUCUUCAUCAUCAUCUGAUAGCUCAGACAGCGAAGAAGAAGAAGUAAAAGAGGAAAUCAAGGUAACCAAAAAAGAAAAGAGAUCUGAUUCUAGCUCAUCCUCCAGCUCAGACAGUGAAGAGGAAGAAGAAGAAGAUGUUAAAGAGAAAGUUGAAAUCAAGAAAGUUUCAUCAUCAAGCUCUUCAAGCCUGAGUUCAGAAUCCGAUUCUGAUUCAGACAGUUCUAGCUCUAGCUCAUCAUCAUCUGAUUCUGAUUCAAGCUCCGAUUCCGAUUCCGACUCUGAUUCAGAAGAAGAAGAAGUAAAGGAGACACCAAAGAAGCGUAAGAUUGAAGAGGUUGAAUCAACAACUACUCCAGAAAUCAAAAAAGCCAAGUCUGAAUCAUCAUCUACAACCGAUGAAGAGCCAGCCACUAUUUUUGCCGGUAGAUUAUCAUGGAACAUUGACGAUGAGUGGUUAAAGAGAGAAUUUGAACAUCUUGACGGUGUUAUUGGAGCUAGAGUAAUUAUGGAAAAAGCUACCGGAAAAUCGAGAGGUUAUGGAUAUGUUGACUUUUCCUCCAAAUCAGCUGCUGAAAAGGCCAUUACUGAAAUGCAAGGUAAAGAAAUUGAUGGCAGACCAAUCAAUUUGGAUAUGUCAACAGGUAAACCUCAUGCAUCAAAGUCCAACAAUGACCGUGCCAGACAAUUUGGUGACCAACAAUCACCACCAUCAGAUACUUUAUUCAUUGGUAACUUGUCAUUCAACGCCAAUAGAGAUAAUUUAUUUGAAGUCUUUGGUGAAUAUGGUAAUGUCAUUUCAUGCAGAUUACCAACUCAUCCUGAUACUCAACAACCUAAAGGAUUCGGAUACGUGCAAUUUUCCACUGUUGAUGAAGCUAAGGCUGCUUUGGAAGCUUUGAAUGGUGAAUACUUGGAGGGAAGACCAUGCAGGUUAGAUUACUCAGCACCAAGAGAUAACAACAAUAGCGGUGGUGGAUUCGGUGGUGGUCGCGGUGGCCGCGGUGGAUUUGGUGGUGGUCGUGGCGGUGGCCGUGGUGGAUUUGGUGGUAGAGAAAGAUCAGCUACACCAAGUGGAACACCAAGAAAAUCGGCAGCAACCGAAUUCAAGGGAACAAAGAAAACUUUUGAUUAG
This is a messenger RNA of Lodderomyces margitis, 1470 nucleotides long. RefSeq lists its product as uncharacterized. The coding region runs from base 1 to 1470 and encodes 489 amino acids. Lineage: Eukaryota; Fungi; Ascomycota; Pichiomycetes; Serinales; Debaryomycetaceae. Gene Ontology annotation, molecular function: RNA binding. The record is from RefSeq and is a predicted model, not a curated record. The transcript has a single exon.